UUUCGUCGCUUCAUUCUUCAGAUAUAAUAUAAAUCAAUACAAGGUAGUCCCUUUAACCUACAGGCAACAUCGCACGUUCUUUAGAGUAAAUCGAUUCAAGUCAUCGAUUUCAAAUUUAAAACUAUUUUUUAGUCUACUGUUUCUCUAUGUACCCGAACUGUCAACUUCAUUCUUUUUUCGUGCGAGGCAACGAGCGUACGCGCCAUUAAAAAUGCCGAAACGCAGUGCACAAGAAAAAUUGGAUAGCUACAAAAGGAAGAUAAGGAAAAUAGAAGAACGAGAAAAGCGUAAAAAAGAAACAUCUCGACGUCGGAUUCGACGUCUCUUAGACUCGUCAGAGGACGAGAACAACGAAGAUACAAAUUACAUGGAAUCUCGAGAUGCGACGGAGCCACAGAUGGGCCUGUUGACUCCACAAGAUGACGUGAUGGCAGCACCGGUCUCAGAAGUGCUGGAUGUUGUGACGUCCGAGCAAGGCUCGGCGGAGCCCGUCACUGAGCCAACGUCCGAAGUAGCCUUGGACCCUGAAUUGUUAUUCGCCCUAGGUGCUUCCACAUCCGAUACACCAGAAUUUGGUAAUAAUAUUCAUGACAGUUUAAGUAACUUAUGGACCCCUAUCUUUUAGUACCUAUAGUCGAAUCUGACAGAAAAUAUUUGCGUUUUAAUUUCCAAGCUCCUAAUUCUAAUGAUUUAAUCACAUACGAGUUUACAGCAAUGCCUUACGGCCUAUCCGUGGCACCCAGGGUGUUUACCAAAAUAAUGAAGGAGGUUAUCGCCUACCUCCGGAGACAGGGAUACAUGUCAGUUAUAUAUCUGGAUGACAUAUUAUGUAUUGGUAACAGCUAUGAGGAAUGCGCACUUAACGUGCGCGAAACCUUAAAACUUUUACAGUGUUUAGGUUUUGUUGUUAAUUAUGACAAAAGUUCACUGAUACCAUCUCAAACUUGUAGAUUUUUGGGCUUCCUCUAUAACACUCAGAACCUUACCAUGUCUUUACCGGCAGAUAAAAGAAAGAGUAUUGAACAAUUAGUUCAAAAAUAUUCAGGCUUGCCAAGAUGUACCUUACGAGAAUUUGCUCAGUUAAUUGGUGUUCUAAUUUCCGCUUGUCCUGCUGCCAAAUAUGGUUUUAUGUACACAAAAACAUUAGAAAGACAAAAAUUCAUUUUAUUACAACAACAUAAUAAUAAUUAUGAAACUAAAAUUAUUUUACCAAACUGCAUUUUAGAAGAUCUUAAUUGGUGGCUUAAUAAUAUAUUUACAACUUCUUGCCCAAUGAGAAUUGUAAAUUAUAAGAAGGAAAUUUUUACAGACGCUUCCAGAACAGGCUGGGGCGCAGUGUGUAAUGAUGAAAAAGUCAGCGGCAGGUGGAGGACAGAAGAAUUAGAACAUCACAUUAAUUAUCUAGAACUUCUCGCGGCAUUUUUAGGACUAAAGAGUUUGGCUAGUGAUGACGAAAACUCUUCUAUUAUUUUGCGUAUUGAUAACACUACGGCUAUCAGCUACAUAAACCGGUUAGGCGGCAUUCAGUUUCCACACUUGAACAAUUUGUCUAGAUCCAUUUGGCAGUGGUGUGAGAAGCGAAACAUUUGGUUAUUCGCUUCUUAUGUGAAUACCAAAGAUAAUUGCGCAGAUGCAGAAUCUCGUAAAAUUAAUCCGGACACAGAGUGGGAACUAUCAGAUGAUGCAUUCAAUUCCAUUAUACAUCACUUUGGACGUCCAGAA
Molecule: messenger RNA, 1722 nt
Organism: Pectinophora gossypiella (pink bollworm)
Lineage: Eukaryota; Metazoa; Arthropoda; Insecta; Lepidoptera; Gelechiidae
Exons: 2
Coding region: 212-625 (137 amino acids)
Source: RefSeq, a predicted model, not a curated record